Synchiropus splendidus (mandarinfish) is the source of this 2280-nucleotide messenger RNA. RefSeq names its product tetraspanin 7b (gene tspan7). Gene Ontology annotation, cellular component: membrane. Lineage: Eukaryota; Metazoa; Chordata; Actinopteri; Syngnathiformes; Callionymidae. The record is from RefSeq and is a predicted model, not a curated record. The coding region runs from base 92 to 826 and encodes 244 amino acids. The transcript has 8 exons.
GUUGUGAUGCGGUUCCAGUGACGCUGUGCUGCUGCAGCAGGAUCUGUUUUCCUCCGCCGCCUCUUUAUCACAGCCAACGGAACGGUCCAGAAUGGAGACCAAACCGGUCAUCACCUGCCUCAAAACGCUGCUCAUCGUCUACUCCUUCGUGUUCUGGAUAACAGGAGCCAUCCUGCUGACAGUGGGAGUAUGGGGUAAGUUGAUGCUGGGGCCCUACAUCUCCCUGAUAGCCGACAACUCCACCAAUGCCCCCUACGUUCUCAUCGGCACCGGCACCGUCAUCAUCGUCUUCGGCCUGUUUGGAUGCUUCGCCACGUGCCGAGGAAGCCCAUGGAUGCUGAAACUGUAUGCCAUGUUCCUGUCCCUGGUCUUCCUCGCCGAGUUGGUCGCUGGAAUCUCCGGAUUUGUCUUCCGCCAUGAGAUCAAGGGCACCUUCCACAGGACUUACACCGAUGCGGUCUUGAACUACAAUGCCGUGGACGAGGCCAGCAAGGCUGUGGAUAACGUCCAGCACAAGCUGCGUUGCUGUGGAGUUUACAACUACACCAGCUGGCUGGCCAGCAUCUACUACCCGUCCAAUGGGAUUCCACCCAGCUGCUGCCUGAACUCCUCUGACUGCAGCCCCGACGACCUGCGCAACACGACCGUCGCCCCGAGCAAGGUCUACCACCAGGGCUGCUUUGAGCUGGUGACUUCCGUCAUGGAGACAAACAUGGCCAUCAUUGCCGGAGUGACGUUCGGGAUCGCCUUCUCACAGCUGAUCGGGAUGCUGCUGGCCUGCUGCCUGUCCCGGAUCAUAACGGCUAACCAGUACGAGAUGGUGUAGCCGACCCGAACUGGCAGGGAGAAGAAGAGAAGAUGACCAAGUGAAUUUCCAAAACAUCUCAUUGAGAAGCGACGCACCUCCCUCCGUCUCUCUGCCUGCGAUCGUAUUGUAAAGCACCAUUCCUCACCGUCGGAUCACAGCCGGAUACCGCACACACACUCCACACCGCCGCGUAAUGUAGACGUCCAAACACUUCAGCCAGAGGUUUAGGCUCCGACACGUGCCGCUUAGCUUUUCUGCAACCGCCAUCCUGACCACUUUUGAUCUUUGUACAGAAGUAGCUCUGGUAGAUGGAUAGUUUCGGCUUUCGCUCACCAUUCUAUAUUUUUAUGGAUGUGACAUUCGGUGACGUUAUUUUGUGCAUUCAGGAAGAGAAAGAAACAGUUUUCCUUUUUUUUUUACCUAAUUGAAGGCACAACAUUUUUUACCCCGGAUUUUGCCGUUAGCGUUUUCUAGCUUUAAGCACUGUUUGAACUGAACGUGAAGGAAAAUCUCAGUCGCAUAAAUGAGACUGCAAUUAUCAAUUAAAGCUUAAAUGUUUAGCUUCAAGAAUAUUUUGAUAUCUAACUGAAAAAAUAUAUAUAUUUUAUGUUUUUAAUUCCAUAAAAAAAAUCAAUUUCAUGAAAUUAUUAAUACAUUUUUUAAAUAUUUUUUCAUUCAAUAUAAUAUGUUGCGACUCCAUGAACCUAAAAUGUUAUUAUUAAUUACACACUAGAAGUUUAAAAAGUAACAAAAAUCAACACGCACGUUCUUGUUUAAAAAGGAAACUGCAUCGUUCAUAACUGCUUUAUUAUUUUAAAUAUAGUAGUUCCAAAGUAAGUUUCAUACUUCCAUUGAAUCUCUGACCAAAAUUACGUAUCGAUUCUGAACUGAUGACAUUGAGACCUCUGUGAAGGUCAGCUGCAUGUUCAAUAUUUAGGUCCCGACUCGCCAGUCGGAAUUUCACGUCAAACAGUGUUUAACCUGCACACACAGUAUUUUCCUGUGGCCCACGCAUUGUUAACUGUAGAUAUGUACCGGGAUCGUUAUUUAUAUACUGUAAAGCGUGUUGUUUUUGGCUGGUAGGUAUGUUGUGUACGUCUUAUUUUGCACUCAAUUCGUUUGAUAGGUGUGUAGUCUCGUGACCUUGAGAAUAACCUUGACGUUUCUGUUCAGCUGUACAUUUAUUGCUAUUUGUUGGCAUUACUUUUAUCUCUUUUUGAGGGUGUAAUUUACCUAGGUAGUAUUUGGUUGUGGCUUUUUAAAACUGUUAUUUUUAAAGCUGCAAAAGUAUUUUGUGAGGUUUUGCAUUUAUAACUUAUUUUCUCUGCGAACUGACACGUUUGUUCUGUAAAUAAUACGCUGUAAUACCAACUAGCUGCCACACGGGGUCAUCACUCACACGGGGAUUACUACAACGUCAUGGUCGAAGUCACCGUCAGUGGUCUUAUCAAUAAAUAGACAAAUGGAAACUG